AUGUUCUUUUAUUCCGCUCAAUCAAGAGCUUUACGACGGUUAUCUAUCGCUCCACAGGGAACCGAAACAAGAUUAGGACGGCAAAUCGUUGAAGUGAUCGCAAAGCAGUCUACCCCAUCAACCGUGACAGAGAAUGAACAAGGAAGUAAGGAGCAAAAAAAAGACCAAAGGAAAGAUAACUCUGACGAACAACGAAAAGUAGCUAUUCGAAGUUCAUCCUUAGGAAAUACCUUAUGCUAUUCAACUUCUGAUAUACAAAUAGCCAAGAAGCCCAACAAGCACUACUAUCGACGGCCGACAGUAACCAUACAAAGCGAUGGACGAAUUGUCAUUGGUGGUAAUCACAUUUUUGCUAAUGUAGAACUUGGUCUGUAUCAUCGGAAAUCUGAUUGUUAG
Loa loa (African eye worm) is the source of this 396-nucleotide messenger RNA. RefSeq lists its product as hypothetical. NCBI's taxonomy places the organism in Eukaryota, Metazoa, Nematoda, Chromadorea, Rhabditida, Onchocercidae. The coding region runs from base 1 to 396 and encodes 131 amino acids. The record is from RefSeq and is a predicted model, not a curated record. The transcript has 2 exons.